AUGAGUAGUAACAACCAGCAACCCGAGCCUCCCCGCCAUUGGCAUGGUGACAUUGGCAAUCGUCACGAGCAUCAUAAUGUUUGGGUAAGAGGCGGUCCUGCGCAGGCCUACCAGGGCCGGCGACCCUCUAUGACUGAGGCUGUCAACGCCAUGGCUGAUAGACGUGACUCCACAUCUUCAUCAACUUCUGCGAAUAACAACAGUCCACCCAUUGCUCCAGAGAGAAGACGAUCCAGCGGCCACGGACCGUCGACUCUUUUCGAGAGUUUGACGAGUCAGAAGCGGAAUUCGACCGAUGCAGCUCGUCGGGCAAGCUACCAGGAACAAUCUCAGCAGGGUGGCUUUUUCUCGAAAUGGUGGGAGGGAUAUACGCGUGGCAAUUAA
Molecule: messenger RNA, 384 nt
Organism: Aspergillus affinis
Lineage: Eukaryota; Fungi; Ascomycota; Eurotiomycetes; Eurotiales; Aspergillaceae
Exons: 2
Coding region: 1-384 (127 amino acids)
Source: RefSeq, a predicted model, not a curated record